UGUCCGCAGUCUCUGGUCAUCUCCUGUACUAUGUCUGCAGUCUCUGGUCAUCUCCUGUACUGUGUCCGCAGUCUCUGGUCAUCUCCUGUACUGUGUCCGCAGUCUCUGGUCAUCUCCUGUACUAUGUCUGCAGUCUCUGGUCAUCUCCUGUACUGUGUCCGCAGUCUCUGGUCAUCUCCUUCUCUGUGUCCGCAGUCUCUGGUCAUCUCCUGUACUGUGUCCGCAGUCUCUGGUCAUCCCUACUAUGUCCGCAGUCUCUGGUCAUCUCCUGUACUGUCCGCAGUCUCUGGUCAUCUCCUGUACUGUGUCCGCAGUCUCUGGUCA
This is a messenger RNA of Staurois parvus, 324 nucleotides long. NCBI's taxonomy places the organism in Eukaryota, Metazoa, Chordata, Amphibia, Anura, Ranidae. The record is from the annotation of a GenBank genome assembly.